CAAAACAUUUCAGAGCACUUGUUCAAUCACUCUUCAUAAUCCUUAGACAAUUCCUCAGUAAACAAUUCGUCAAGAAAAGAACAAUACAAUGGCGACCCUCCAGAAUGUUCAGACUCGUUUCACUUCUGUCGACAGACUGAAGAUUGCGUACCGGCGAUUUGGAAAGCAGAGUACCCUUCCGUUGUUUUACAUUAACCAUCUGCGGGGCUCAAUGGAUACACUCGACCCUCUUCUCUUCAACACCAUUGCCAAGAACCGAGAGGUCAUUAUAUAUGGCAGUUUCGGUAUCGGUCACAGCGAAGGCACUGUACCAGAUUCAACGUCGGUUAUGGCUUCUAUUGCUGCCAAAUUCUUGGCUGCCAUCGGAGUCGUUCAGGCAGACGUCAUUGGCUUCUCAAUGGGGGGCGGCAUUGCCCAGAUCCUAGCAUGGGACUACCCGCAGCUAGUCCACAAGCUGAUUCUGGCUGGUACACAGUCCGCUAUUGGGGAGGGUGUUGUGACGGUUGUGGCAAGCAUUCCAGGGUAA
Molecule: messenger RNA, 526 nt
Organism: Fusarium redolens
Lineage: Eukaryota; Fungi; Ascomycota; Sordariomycetes; Hypocreales; Nectriaceae
Product: Alpha/Beta hydrolase protein
Exons: 1
Coding region: 89-526 (145 amino acids)
Source: RefSeq, a predicted model, not a curated record